This is a messenger RNA of Astyanax mexicanus (Mexican tetra), 2159 nucleotides long. Its product is annotated as ADP-ribosylation factor-binding protein GGA2-like. Gene Ontology annotation, cellular component: trans-Golgi network. Gene Ontology annotation, biological process: intracellular protein transport; vesicle-mediated transport. Lineage: Eukaryota; Metazoa; Chordata; Actinopteri; Characiformes; Acestrorhamphidae. The record is from RefSeq and is a predicted model, not a curated record. Gene Ontology annotation, molecular function: ubiquitin binding; phosphatidylinositol binding; small GTPase binding.
CCUCAGCCCAACACUCUGAACAUUACCCUCCGCCCAACACUAAACAUUACCCUCAGCCCAACACUCUGAACAUUACCCUCAGCCCAACACUCUGAACAUUACCCUCAGCCCAACACUCUGAACAUUACCCUCAGCCCAACACUCUGAACAUUACCCUCAGCCCAACACUCUGAACAUUACCCUCAGCCAAACACUCUGAACAUUACCCUCCGCCCAACACUAAACAUUACCCUCAGCCCAACACUCUGAACAUUACCCUCAGCCCAACACUCUGAACAUUACCCUCAGCCCAACACUCUGAACAUUACCCUCAGCCCAACACUCUGAACAUUACCCUCAGCCAAACACUCUGAACAUUACCCUCAGCCCAACACUCUGAACAUUACCCUCAGCCAAACACUCUGAACAUUACCCUCAGCCAAACACUCUCAACAUUACCCUCAGCCCAACACUCUCAACAUUACCCUCAGCCCAACACUCUCAACAUUACCCUCAGCCCAACACUCUGAACAUCACCCUCAGCCAAACACUCUGAACAUUACCCUCAGCCCAACAUCAUUACCCUCUGAACAUUAUAGUCACUAACGAGCACAGAAUUUAAAACAACGGUCCGGAAGAACUGCGGUGUGAGUGUGCGCGCGUGUGUCACGGUGCUGUCACGUGGUGUUGGUGGGUCAGGUGAUGCGGUGUGUGAGUGAGUCAUGGCGGCGGAUGAGCGCUCGUGCAGUCUUGAAAGUUUACUGAGUGAGGUGACGGAUCCGAAUAAUGUUUGUGAGAGAUGGAACAGCAUUCAGGAGUUCUACCAACACGUCAACACACAGGAGAACGGUCCUCAGGUUGCUCUGCGGUUGUUGGUGUAUAAGAUUCAGUCUCCUCAGGAGAGAGAAGCUCUGCAGGCUCUGACUUUGUUGGAGGCGUGUAUGAACAACUGCGGGAAGCGUUUCCACAGCGAAGCUACAAAAUUCCGCUUCCUGAACGAACUUAUUAAAGUUCUUUCACCAAAGUACCUGGGAACAUGGAGCUCCGCCCAGGUGAAGCAGAAAGUAACGGAGGUUCUGUUCAGCUGGACUCAGUGGCUGAAGGAGGAGCCAAAGGUGCAGGAGGCGUAUCACAUGCUGAAAAAACAAGGUAUUGUGAAGAGUGACCCGAAGCUGCCGGACAGUGUGGUGAUGCCUCCUCUUUCUCCGAGACAGGAAGUGUCAGUGUUUGAUGAUGAAGAUAAAGAGAAGCUUCUUUCGAGGCUGCUGAAGAGUGGACGGCAUGAGGACCUGGAGACGGCUAACAGACUGAUAAAGAGUGCAGUCAAAGAGGAGCAGGAGAAGAUGGAGAGGGAGAGCAGGAGGAUCAGAACUCUGCAGGAGGUGGAGAAAUGCACCUCACAACUCAGACUGCUCCUCAACCAGAGACCUACUCACACUGCCCAGAUCAAGGAUCUGUACGAGCGCUGUGAUAGGCUGAGACCAAACCUAUUCAGAUUGGCCAGCGACACCACAGACAAUGACGAUGAUGCCUUAGCAGGAAUACUGAAGUGGAAUGACGAUCUGACAGAAGUGAUGAACCUCUACAGACAAAACUCAAGAAAACAAGAGGAGGAUCCGGUUCCGACCCCCAGCACUGCAGAACCCAUCAGUCCAGUCAGAACCUACCACCUGAUGAACCUGCCUGCUGCAGGGGACGGUGUCCCCGAUAACCCUGCUGAGGACAGUGGCUGUCUAAUUGUGCUGGAUGAGGAGAAUGUUCCUCUUAGCGGUCUGUAUGGUGGGCGGAGUGAGGAAAUUAAGUCGUACAUGGAUGAACUUGUUCAGCUGGAGGAUGCAGUGAGUGCAGGUGUUGCACCCUGUGGAAAUGAAGACUACAUUACCCACAAUGCCUCAGCAUUAGCUGGCAUGUCACGCUUCGAUCAGCCAAUCAUCAUGUCAGGAUUUCCCAAACUCCACCCACUCUCAUCACUAGCAAAUGUCACUGUACCACUGGAUUCCAUUAAGCCCAGUGGACUAAAGCCAAUCACUUUGUUUGAUCGCUGUGGAGUUAGAGUUUCUCUGCACUUCACUAAAGAAGCUCCGCCCUCUGGACCCGAUGUCGCCACCAUCAUCAUCUCAGCUGUUAACACUUCUGCACUUCCUGUUUCAGACUUCCUGUUCCUGGCAGCUGUUCCCAAG